Molecule: messenger RNA, 1074 nt
Organism: Spodoptera litura
Lineage: Eukaryota; Metazoa; Arthropoda; Insecta; Lepidoptera; Noctuidae
Source: RefSeq, a predicted model, not a curated record
UGCCAUAGAGUCCAGCAAACAUCCCAGAUGAUACCACUUAUAGUCGAUACUCCAACUUUGUAUGAAUAGUGUAAAUCUUUCAUGGAGCACCCCGAUGCUAAAUACCUGAAAAAAAAUGUAUAUGUACAGUCAACAGCACGUCCCUCUAUACAGAUCCAAUAUAAACUGACACGCGGCAUCAUUACACAGACUGGUUUGACAAGAUCAGUUUAUAAUGGAAGUGUAAAGAGGGACGUGCUAUUGUCUGUACCGUAUUACUUUUUUGUUUACCGUUUUUUUUUGUCUUUUACAGCUAAAAUGAUUAUUCAACGGUGGACUCAUAUAAGAGAUAAUUAUAAUCGAUCGUAUAAAAAGAUAAAAGAUCAGAAAAGCUCAGGAAGUGGCGCCAAAACAGCAAAGCCUUAUGUAUAUAGUAAACAGUUAUCUUUUCUGCAGAAAGUAAUAGAACCUAAAAAGACAGUAAAUAAUGCUACUACCGAAAAUAACAACACGGAAUCCAAUAAUAACACAGAAUCCGAAAACCAGAAAAAAAAUUCUGAGGGUGGAAAUGAAACAUUGGAAACAAACUCUAUAGAGACACAUGGCACAAUGGCGGCAAAGAGCCCAAUACCUAAUCGUGUACCUAAAAGAUCUCUAAAGAAUAUGAUUAGUCCUGUAGAAGCGAAGAUGAUGAAAUUUAUGGAUUCUUAUUCGAAUAACGAACCUAAAACAAUGAAUCGGCAUCUUUCAUUUUUUAAUGGGAUAUUACCAUCAUUAGAUAAGUAUGACGAUGAUGAAGUCCUUGAAUUCCAAAUGGGUGUGUUACAGUUAAUGAAAAAAAUUAAAAACAGUCGCCAAAUUCGUGAAUCGUCGUCUUUCAAUCUGUCAUCAGUUCACAGAGGAUAUUUUACACAACAAUACCAAAAUAGUAAUAUACAAGAAGCUACAAAUUCUAUUAGUACAAACAUGAGUACAACGACUUCUCUUCAAAGUCCAGCCUCUGUAGAAUUAACUACAGCAGCUUCUCUUCAAAGUCCGUCUUCUGUCGAAUCCUGCUAUUCUAACCACACGGAUAUUGAUUACAAAGUCUUUUAA